Molecule: messenger RNA, 632 nt
Organism: Ruditapes philippinarum (Manila clam)
Lineage: Eukaryota; Metazoa; Mollusca; Bivalvia; Venerida; Veneridae
Exons: 4
Coding region: 16-597 (193 amino acids)
Cellular component (GO): membrane
Source: RefSeq, a predicted model, not a curated record
AAUUUCUACAGCAGGAUGUCUGAGAAUAUGAGGACUGUAGCUCUUGAUGAAAAUGACUGGGAUGAAGAACCCCCACCUUAUUCAGCAACCACAGAGAAAGAUCCAGAGGCAGAAAGAAAAACAGGCUUCAACAAAGCAUAUUUAUUUUCUGUUGAAGGUGCCCUUAAAUUGAUAGAAAUUGUGCUAAGUUUGAUUGGUUUUGUAGCAGUGCUGGCAGGAGGCUGGACUGGUUCAGGGUUUGUGGGAUGGACAACGAUAUCUGCUUUCAUCACUACAACCAUUAUGUUUAUUAUUGUGGCAAUGAAUAUCUACUCAAGACUACCAGGGUUUUGGCCCUUAUAUGAACUGAUUUACCUCAUUCUUUACACAUUGAAGUAUUUCAUCUGUUCUAUUAUUGCGGCAGUAGGGGCAGCCAGGCUUCCAAGUAUUGUUGCAGCAUGUGUUAUAUGUGUGGUUGCAUUCGGUAUAUAUUUGUUGGAUACAAUAAUGGCAUACAAGCGUUUCAAGGUAGCGAAGGAAGAGCAGGAAAGGAGGCGUAACGAGGGAGAGGGCGGGGCUAAUCGGCGUUCAGAAACACAUUUUUGUAUCAUUUUCUAGACUAAACAUGUUGCAGAGACCAAGCAUCGAAAAAU